AUGGACGUUCCACUGCGCCUUCGACUGGCCUACGCCAACUGCCUCAAUAAUGUCUACUGCGACAGGAGAAAUGUAAGAUGCGACGCCAAACCUCUCUCCUGUGACUUGUCGUACACCAGCAGAGGCGCUGAGCACGACGGGCGGCACUGGCUGAGCUCGCUGGUGGCGUCGGUCGGGUCGAACCAGUCCGAGGAAGCCUUGCUGCAUACCGACCUAGCGGUCAGUGCCUCUCUCCUUUCCCCACUCGUGGCCACAGAAUUCAUGGAAGCGAGAGCACCGCAAUCGUCGUACAACGCAGACCCGCAACUGCAAGGCUGCCUUGAGAAGAGGGAAUCUGUUGACCAGUUAGCCGCUCCUUCUCCGCGGCCGUCUGAUAAUAUCGGUGCAGCUCCUUUCUCCCCGCGUACAGAAAGCCCAGUCGACGAGAUGCCGCCAGAAUCGCCGCACACGCCAUUCGCCACUUUCAGCAAGACUGCCCCAUUACCUCCUGCUAGUCCUUUCGGGCCCGACACACAGGAAGCGACAAGGGUGGAAUCAGCGGUGCAGGCAAACGUCGCUGCGCAGGUGGAAGCCGACGCGGCAGCACGCGCACACACGGUGCGCGUCAACGAGGAACUGGCUGGAACGCACGAGGCCUUGCUCGCCAACGUCGCAACCGCCCUCGAGCGGCGCCUGCGCGAGUGCGUAUUGAAAACAGUCGCACUCGACGACGCACAGCAGCAGCUCAUCUGUGCCUUCCAGCUUCGGUCAUCCAUGUCUCCUGCAUCGCCGUCUCCUCAUCCUUUACCUGUGAUUCCGUCAACUGCGGAAGCCUUUCACGCGAGUUCUGCACCGCCAACCCGAGACCAGCUGACGAAGCAAGCAGCACCCGCACGAACCGAUGUCUCCUCGUGCGCGACAGCGAAACAAGAUGCAGCCAGUGGCGAAGUGGCGGAUGGGCCUGCUGCGAAGCCCGCUGCCGUUGAUGCCGCGGCACCUCUCCCUUGGCUUUCGGCGAACCGGACGGACGCCUCUCUCUCCGAUGACGUGAAGAAGGAAGUAGCGCUGCACCUUUACGCCUUGAGCCGCCAAGUGCAGCAGCUGCGCAGCCACCUCGAGGCGCACGAGUCGACGCACUACCGACACGUGAACGCGUUGCGCGCAGCUCAGAGGCAGCGACGAGGGUGUGCGUCGCUGCCUCUUCGAGUUGAGAUCAUCAAGGGGUACGAAGACGACCCCGUACCGUACCGUAAGGGGCCUUGGAGAGAAGCCGAUUUUGCUGCCGCACGGCGCGGUGGGCAGAAUCUCAGCGCAGGCGGCAUGAGGGGGGAUGCCGCAAGUGACGAGAGUUACAUCUCUGACGACUUCACGGAGGUCACCUCGGCUACGUCGUCUGUCGUGCGCAUCGGCACCGGGCGAGUAAGCGACGGUGUGGGGGGCGAUGACGGAAGCAGCAGCACUGUCAGCAGCACCGAGGAGCUUUUCCGACAACGACAGGCUGCUGCGCUCAGGGUGCGGAACCAGCAAAUGGUGGCACGCAGCGUCGCCGUGAACGCGGCAUCUUCGUCACGCAAUCGCAUGAGCGACAGCAGCACUGACUACUCCAGUUCUUUGGCGAACACCGCGAUGACGACGGACACGCGCAGUACUUCGAGGCCCACCACCACAACCUCGACAGACGACGACUCGGACAGCGACUAG
Molecule: messenger RNA, 1680 nt
Organism: Leishmania braziliensis MHOM/BR/75/M2904
Lineage: Eukaryota; Euglenozoa; Kinetoplastea; Trypanosomatida; Trypanosomatidae
Exons: 1
Coding region: 1-1680 (559 amino acids)
Source: RefSeq, a predicted model, not a curated record